AUGGGCUCUGAGGCUCAGUUGCUCGAGCAGUCUCGGUCACCGAGCAAAGCGGCAAGCUCUUCCGACACGAUCGCCUUGCCUCGGAUGGUCCGAGUUUCUCUCCGGCCGACCCUUCGCACGCAGAUUCCCUCGCCUCUGCUCCCGAUCACGAUUCCGCGUCCCGAGUCCGACAAGCCGUUGCCUGCUAUCCACACGGACCUACGUACUGUCCGCCGCAAUACGUCCGCGACGGUGAGCGGAGUACAACAUGUUCCGCGUCUUGAUCGUACGCCUACAUCGCCUUCGCGGACUCCGAACAGCGCCUCCCAUGCUGGCGAGGGCUUCCCCAUUGCACUCGGGCAGAGCAUGUCGCGUCGUCAAAGUCAACAUCACCGCCGCAGCGGGCACUUGUCCGCGGCUGUGGAACUGCAUCGUCGCUCCUCGAUCCCGUUCCCCGUAGCGGGGCCAUCUACUGUGCGUAUACCAGAAUCAGAGGUCGAGAUGAGCGAGGUUCCUAUCCGGAACAUCGAGCCUAAUCGACACAGUUUGCCUCCGAUUCCUGUGGAUAAGGGUACAGAAGCUGCAGCCGACAGCGUCUCCGGUGCCGAAUCACCUCCUGCCUAUACGGUCUAA
Laetiporus sulphureus 93-53 is the source of this 612-nucleotide messenger RNA. RefSeq lists its product as uncharacterized. Lineage: Eukaryota; Fungi; Basidiomycota; Agaricomycetes; Polyporales; Laetiporaceae. The record is from RefSeq and is a predicted model, not a curated record. The coding region runs from base 1 to 612 and encodes 203 amino acids. The transcript has a single exon.